Molecule: messenger RNA, 501 nt
Organism: Carlito syrichta (Philippine tarsier)
Lineage: Eukaryota; Metazoa; Chordata; Mammalia; Primates; Tarsiidae
Product: MHC class II transactivator-like
Exons: 3
Coding region: 1-501 (166 amino acids)
Source: RefSeq, a predicted model, not a curated record
AUGAAUUGCUUCCAGGCCAUUCUGCCCCACAUCCGAGGGCUGCUCUCCAGCUGUGGGCCCGGCCAAGUGCAGGCCCUUCUGGACAACCUGCUGGAUGAGGCGCUGCUCUCCCGGGAAUACCACAGCGCCCUGCUCCGCGAGCCAGAUGACGAGGCUUUGGCCAGGAAGAUAUCCCUGACCCUGCUGGAGAAGGAAGACCUGGACUCAGCCUUCCGGGGGUGGUUCUGGAGCGGGUCGCAGGCCCCAACGGCCGAGAGGGGCCCCAGCCACAGAGACCAUGGGGGGUUCUGGAAAGCUGAGAUGUGGCUGUCAGAGAGGAGCCAGGCUGUGGCCCACCUUCUUCCAGACCUCUUUUCCCUAGAACCAGAGCCUGCUCCCAUCUGGGGAGUCUCCUUUGCCCCCUGGAAGGAGAUGUGUGGGCGAGGGGGCCCCUUGUCCUUCACCUUGGGCUGCUUCUCAGUCCAUGCUCAGCCUGCCUCCCAGCCUGCCUCGCCGCUGUGA